Molecule: messenger RNA, 1047 nt
Organism: Prorocentrum cordatum
Lineage: Eukaryota; Dinophyceae; Prorocentrales; Prorocentraceae
Source: the annotation of a GenBank genome assembly
AUGGUUCGCGACAGCCUGCUCAAGAAAACGCUUCGCACCGCAGAUAUGCCAAGCAGCUGGCGCGCCCUGCCUCCCAGCGCGGAGCUGGUGCCAGCCAUGGACGUGCACAUGGAAACUCUCACUGCCGCGGAGCUCAAGGACCCGUAUAGCACGGCGCUGCUGCUCGAGUUCCUGCACUCCCCUUGCGCAGUGCGCAUAAUUGCCGAUCAUGUGAACACCAUCGCCGGAGCCAAGGGAGUGGUGGCAAAGCUCAACGUGGUCCUCCAGCAACACCCCGGGCACCCGGCCGACCUGAUUGGCGACAGUUUCAAUCCUUGGAAGCUACAGAAGAAUAGACUCGCCAAGCUCCACGCAGCGAAAGCCGCGCGAGAGCUCAGAAAAAUUGCCGCCAACAGCAGAUGCUUCCUGAGCGCGCUCACGGAGCUCGGCCACAAAGGCGGCAUGGUACCGGCCCUGUUCGCGGCGUCCGCCGAAGAGAUGGAAGGGGUGCUCGCGGCGUCUCCUGGGUGGAGAAGCUUCAGAGUGAAGAAUGCGUUGCGCAUUCGACAGCCCUCGUCGCGGUGCCCGGAUCACGGGCGGCACAAGAAAACUCCCGCGGUCGUGCUCGCAGGCAGCGGGCCGCGCCGCGUGGUGUCCCAGCGAUUGGGCACCACGGUGUGGGCAACCGGGAAACGCGGACGACCGGUUCGCAAGGUUGCCGCGCUUCACGCCCAGAACGCCGCCGCCAUCCAGCUGUGGACCGUCCUGAUCCGGCAAGCUGGAGCCACGCGCGUGAAGGCUUUCCAGGAGCACAAAGCCGCGACUCUUGCUAAGUUCAACCACGACGUGGUGCGGCGGGUGUACUCAUUCUGUGAGCAGGCCACCCUCACGGAUUACGGCGCGCAGUUCGCCUUUUGCGAAGAGUCGCAAUUGCCGGCUCGGCUCGGGGGCGCUGCAGCAGACGAGGACGCAGAGGCCGGGAGUGACUGGGAGAACGUGGCAGCCGGCGACGAGCACGAGGUCGACGAGGCCACUGCUGCUGGCGGCGCCUGGCGGCCGACCACUUAA